ACACACAAAUGCUGUACACAUCGAGACUAAUUAUACUCUAACAUGGGAAAUUGCUGCUCACAUGGCAGUGUUAUCCCGAAAGAGCAUAGACAACACCAAAGUAACAGAGGUGUUGAUAGGAAAGGGGAUGAUGAUGCUAUAUCUCCUAGUAAAUUACAUCACAUACCGAAAAUAUGCGAUGCAUUCGUUUGUCGUUUAGGACGCUUAGUCAAGAUUAUCAAUCUACCAUCUAAUAAAACAAAUAAUGACAUAGAAUCGGAUCAUAAAGGCCAAUCAUUAGAGAACAAUGAUUGGGAAGCAGAACAAUUGAAUAGUUGUGUUGACCAUGAGUCUCUAACAGAGGAAUCUAAUGACAGUAUAUACGAAAACAAUAGGAUCCAUGUAAACCCUGGACUACGAGAUAUGAUGUUAACCAGAGACCUUUGGCGAUCUAGGAUAGUCACAUGGACAAAUAUAACAGAGAAUUAUAGUGUCAUAUCGGAUGCAAUUGGUGUUGGAGUGGGUGGGUCAGUGCAUCAAGCUGUUGAUAAAAAGUCACACCGAACAUUUGCAUUAAAAACACUCAAGACAGAUUUUAAAUUCAGGAAAAGAUUGAUCAGUACAUAUAAUGAAAUCGCAAUAUACACGCAACUAGACCACCCAAAUAUAGCAUUCUUACACGAAGUAUAUGAAGAACCGGGGUCGUGCCAUCUACUCAUGGAGCAUUGCAAUGGUGGAGAAUUAUACGAUCGACUGGAAAAGUAUAAACGAUUUGCCGAAGGAUAUGCUAAAUCAGUAACCGUACAGAUGUUGUUGGCCAUUAACUACCUGCAUAACAACGGCAUAUGCCACAGAGACCUAAAGUUGGAAAACUGGGUUUUUGCCACGCAAGACAUGGGAGCAUUACUAAAAAUGAUUGAUUUUGGAUUCUCAAGACUCUAUGAAGAUGGAGUGCCAAUGGCAGGAACACAUGGGACUGUUUAUUAUGUAGAUCCAGAAGUAAUAGAUGGCUCCUAUAGCGAAAAGUGUGAUGUAUGGAGUACAGGUGUUAUCGUUUAUAUGUUGCUUUCAGGAUCACCACCGUUCAAUGGAGAAGGUGACAAGGAAAUAUUAUGGAAGAUAAAGAAAGGACAACUCCGAUUUGAAGGGGUCAGAUGGGUGAAAAUAACAGAUGAAGCAAAAGAUUUCAUAACAUACCUGCUAAACAGAGACAGUUCAAAACGUGCUUCUGCUAUAGAAGCGCUGAAACAUCCGUGGCUAAAUGAAGAGUUGCAGAGAUUCGAUGAUACGGUCCUGACAAAAGAGAUCGUUGACCAUAUAAUUGAGUUCAGUAACAAACCAGCAUUCUACAGAGCGUUGCUGGCAUUAUGUGUCAUGGAGACUGAUAGGAAAAUACACCCUAACGCAUAUCGACUCUUCUUUGCCAUAAAUAAGUCACUCAGUGGCACCAUUUCACUAGAGGAGUUUGCCGAAGCAGUGCGACGGUUCAGGACUAUCGAUGACGAAGACAUAGACAGAAUAUUUGACACUAUCGCUUUCAGAGGAACACCUACCAUGCAUUAUACUGAAUUUGUCACCUCAGUAUACGGAUAUUAUUCGGAUAUAGAUUUACAAGCGGUAACAAGGAUAUACCACAAAAUGGAAUCCUUGGGAAAUGGACGUUUCGAUGUUACAGCUUUAAGAGCCUGUAUGGGAAAGGAAUUUAACUCUGUGCCAAUAGAAACAAUGAUUGCAGAAGUAGAUAUCAACAAUAAUGGCGUUAUAGAACUUGCGGAACUACAAAAGUGCCUUUUAAGCGUACAUUAGUGUGUACGCACGGUGCGCCAUGAAAGGGUCAUGUUUACCCAAAGAAUUAUGU
Babesia bovis T2Bo is the source of this 1837-nucleotide messenger RNA. RefSeq names its product calcium-dependent protein kinase family protein. Bases 43 to 1785 code for a protein of 580 amino acids. The transcript has a single exon. Gene Ontology annotation, biological process: protein phosphorylation. Gene Ontology annotation, molecular function: protein kinase activity; calcium ion binding; ATP binding. The record is from RefSeq and is a predicted model, not a curated record. Lineage: Eukaryota; Apicomplexa; Aconoidasida; Piroplasmida; Babesiidae.